Molecule: messenger RNA, 4314 nt
Organism: Parnassius apollo (apollo)
Lineage: Eukaryota; Metazoa; Arthropoda; Insecta; Lepidoptera; Papilionidae
Source: the annotation of a GenBank genome assembly
AUGCGAUUUGUACAGAAAGUGCGGGUGGAGUAUUAUGUGAACGAAAACACUUUCAAGGAGAGACUCCAGCUGUACUUUAUUAAGAAUCAACGAUCGAGCCUGCGCAUAAGAAUCGCAAACUUAGUAUUCAAGCUCCUGGCCUGCGUCUUGUACAUCUUUCGCGUUUGUGCUGAUGGCGAUCCUAUCUCCGCAUCUUGUUUCGGUUGCAAGCCUGGGAACAAGACUGAAUUCGAGUAUUCUGCCAACUUGACGGAGGAAGAGUUUCAAGAACAUCCGAUCAUCAACUGGGAUGGCAUCAUUUGGGUAAAUCGCCCACUCUACUUGUGGAUCGUCCAGGUCAUCUUAUCAAUGAUAUCUUUCACCGAAGCUAUACUGUUGGCCUACUUAGGCUAUAAGGGUAACAUCUGGCAACAAGUGCUAUCUUUCCACUUCAUACUGGAAAUGGUGAAUACGAUCCCGUUCGCACUAACUAUACCAUUUCCACCACUUCGAAACUUGUUCAUCCCGGUCUUUCUCAACUGUUGGUUGGCCAAGCGGUCCCUUGAGAAUAUGUUUAACGAUCUGCAUCGGGCAAUGCAAAAGUCGCAGUCGGCGCUCUCCCAGCAACUAAUGAUUUUGUGCGUCACACUUUUGUGUCUCGUCUUUACCAGUGUUUGCGGCAUACAACAUUUCCAACGUGCCGGCCACCGUCAUCUCAAUCUGUUCCAAGCCACCUACUUCGUUGUGGUAACGUUUUCAACGGUUGGAUACGGAGACUUCGUGCCUGACAUUUGGCCAUCACAGCUCUACAUGGUCAUCAUGAUUGGGGUUGCUCUCGUUGUGCUGCCUACGCAGUUCGAGCAACUCGCCUUCACUUGGAUGGAGAGGCAGAAGUUGGGUGGAUCGUACUCCUCUCACCGAGCUCAAUCUGAGAAGCACGUGGUGGUGUGCUCUACAACUCUACACGCGGAUACUAUCAUGGAUUUCCUAAACGAGUUUUACGCUCAUCCACUGCUUCAAGAUUAUUACGUGGUGCUGCUGUCGCCGAUGGAACUUGAUACUACUAUGCGUAUGAUCCUCCAAGUGCCGAUAUGGGCUCAACGCGUUAUUUACAUCCAAGGUUCAUGCUUAAAGGACACGGAUCUUAUUCGUGCCAGAAUGAACGAGGCUGAGGCCUGCUUUGUACUAGCGGCUCGAAACUACGCAGAUAAAACCGCUGCCGACGAGCACACCAUACUGAGAUCGUGGGCUGUUAAGGAUUUUGCACCUGACGUACCUCAAUACGUCCAAAUAUUCAGACCGGAAAAUAAGCUACACGUGAAGUUUGCCGAGUUUGUUGUUUGUGAAGACGAAUUCAAGUAUGCAUUACUGGCCAACAAUUGCACCUGUCCCGGAGCCUCUACACUUGUUACCUUACUGCUGCAUACAAGCCGCGGACAGGAAGGACAACAAUCGCCAGAAGAAUGGCACCGCCUUUACGGCAAAUGCUCUGGAAAUGAGAUCUACCACAUUGUUCUUGGAGACAGUCGCUUUUUCGGUGAAUACGAGGGCAAAAGCUUCACUUACGCUAGUUUUCAUUCACACAGGAAAUACGGCGUGGCUUUGGUUGGAGUGCGACCUUCUGAGUUGCCUGAAUUUUAUGAAGACACUAUUCUUUUGAAUCCCGGCCCACGACAUAUAAUGAAAAGCAGUGACACCUGCUACUACAUGAGCAUCACUAAAGAAGAGAACUCGGCCUUUGUCGUUUCCGAUAAACAAACCGAUAACAUGCCGAAUUUACCAAAAGAUCAAACCGCCUGUAGUCUUCUAUCUAACGAAAAGAAACUCGAUGAUCCUGAGGAGGGCAGUAGCCGGCAGAGGAGAGCAGACGGUAGGAGCGCGCCUCAGUACGAACUCCCGCAAGUGAUUCUUCAGGCUCCCAUUAAUUCAACACCAAUCGCAUCGCCAUCCCGCAUCAAUCAAGCUAACACCGCAUCAUCCGCUAAUUUUACUCUUGCUGGUUCGAAAUACGGUGAGGGAACUUCCACUUCUGAAUCUCGUAGUUGUUUGAAGGAAUCUCCAGCUACUGAUAGCGCAAGCGAUAGUCAUCUACUUCUUCCGCGACCUGAUAACAGUAACUUUUUGAGCCCUGAUUCUCUGAACUAUCGUAGAGACAUGGAUGCAGGUAGUCGCAGACCAUCUAUUUUACCGGUGCCUGAUAUGGUGACAUCGAGUCUAAACAUAGCAUCUGAUAAUCAAGAUGAAGAGCCUGAAGUUGAUGAGAGCGAAGAUGAGCUCGAGGACAACGUACCGUGGCGUUCACCGUCAGAAAAAAUUGCAAUGUACAGAGAGUGCGUUUGCGACUGUGUGCAUUGUGUGUCGUACACUAUCGAGCGUAUGUCCCACGCGGGCGCGCCGUUCCUCUGCCGCAGCGAGGACCACAACAGCAGCUUCUCGUCGGUGGGGGGCAGCGACGUGCGCAGCGCCUGGCGCACCGACUUCUCGAGGAUUGUAAAAGGCUUUCCACCUGUGUCGCCAUUCAUUGGCGUGAGUCCCACUCUGUGUUACUUGCUGAAAGAGAAGAAGCCCCUGUGCUGCCUGCAGCUGGCGCAAGUCUGUGAACACUGUGCCUAUCGUAACGCCAAGGAAUAUCAAUGGCAAAACAAGACAAUCAUCCUUGCUGCGGAUUACGCAUCUAAUGGAAUCUAUAACUUCAUUAUUCCGUUACGGGCGCAUUUUAGAUCAAAAACUUCUCUGAACCCAAUAAUACUGCUGUUGGAACGUCGUCCUGAUAUUGCAUUUUUGGAUGCAAUUUCUUAUUUUCCUCUUGUUUACUGGAUGCUCGGUACAAUUGACUGUCUGGAUGAUCUGUUGCGAGCUGGAAUAACUCUAGCUGAGAACGUAGUGGUUGUGAAUAAAGAAUUAUCUAAUUCCGCCGAGGAGGACAGCCUUGCCGAUUGCAACACUAUAGUUGCUGUUCAAACAAUGUUCAAAUUCUUUCCAUCAAUUAAAUCGAUUACGGAGCUAUCCCAAUCGUCAAAUAUGCGUUUCAUGCAAUUUAGAGCGCAUGAUAAAUAUGCUUUGCAUUUGUCUAAAAUGGAAAAGCGUGAAAAGGAACGUGGUUCACAUAUCUCGUACAUGUUCCGAUUACCAUUUGCGGCAGGCUCCGUAUUUUCCGCCUCCAUGCUCGACACGUUGCUGUACCAAGCGUUUGUCAAAGAUUAUGUCAUUACUUUUGUGAGGCUCCUACUAGGCGUUGAUCAAGCCCCGGGUUCGGGAUUUCUCACCUCGAUGAAAAUUACAAAAGAAGACAUGUGGAUCCGUACAUACGGGCGACUAUACCAAAAAUUGUGUUCCACCACUUGUGAAAUUCCGAUUGGAAUCUAUCGUACCCAGGAUACAAGCCUGGCCGACCCCACGCACCACUUGCAGCAGGAGGCGGGGGAAGGCGGUGAUGAUGCGGCAGGGCGCGGGGAGCCGACCGGUUGCCUUGGUGGUUGCCACGGCGAGCGCACGCCAGCGUAUUCUACGAGCUUGGCGGAUGAAGCCAGAGACAAUCAUGUGCAACAAAUCGAAAGAGCCGAAAUUGCCAACCUUGUCCGCUCAAGGAUGGAGUCUCUGAACCUCACCGGCGUCGACUACGAUGACGUGAGCGAGAAAAGAAAUAGCCUGUCCUACGUUAUCAUAAACCCCAGUUGCGACUUAAACCUGCAAGAGGGAGAUAUAAUAUACCUGGUUCGUCCGUCUCCGUUUUCUGCUCAAAAAACAUUUGAAAGGCACAACAGCCGCCGUAAAUCUAACAUUAGCUUCUGUUCUCAAGCCAUAAUUCAAGCGCAAGGCGUUGCCAGUCGUCGUGGUUCCGUUAUCGGCUCAAGUUACAAUCAGCCUCGAGCACCUCCCCUUUCCACAACUAAAGCUAAUUCGCUGUCAUUGCCUGACAGCCCCACUAUUUUAACUGACUUCCGUGGCCGCUCAAACUCACUGCGUGUGGUCGACGAUAUUCUCCUGCGUCGAUCAAAUUCACUCCGUCAAGGACUGAGUGGCGUUGGACGGCGCAGAAAGAGUAGCUUAGAGGAGAUCGGCAUAUCGCAUUUCAAUUCUUUGCUUCAACACCAGCAACAACAGCAGCAACAAAAUGCAGCAGCCAUAAAAAUUGCAUUAAAUGGCAGCAUUGGGUUGGAAGUUACCCCACCAGAUGAGUGUCCACGAGACCGUAUGUUUUGUGGAAGUUCAAGCGCUGGAAUUUCUCUAGGAGGAUAUCAAGAGAUGGCAGCUGCACUUCCAUCAACAUCCAUGACUCCCUCGCUGCCGCCGCCCUCUCCAGAUCCUCAACACUUGCAGGGUACCAUAGUAUGA